CCCAAAAUAAUUUACUGCAUUUAAUUUUCGAGUUUUAUUUUUAUUUUUCCAGAAUUAAUUUUCGUUCUGAUUUCACAUCAUUCUAUUUGCUCUAAUUUACACAUUUGACUCAAUUUACACUUUUUAUGGAUUUUUUCGAUUUUUGAUGUUUUUCCAGCUGAUUUCUACUGACGUCAUCUCUCUGUGCCUGCUUGCUGCGGGUCAUUGUAAUCUUGAUUCAGUCCCACCGGGCCUCAGUCUGCAUGGACAACAUGAACUCCUUUGUGGAAUACUCCAUUUGUAACAGACCGGGCACCGGCGCCUACUCUGCGCCCAAAUCUUCACACCACCUCCACCAUCAUCUUCCUCACCAUCACCUUCCUCUGGACCAGCAUCAAAGCUUCCCGGUGACCUCUGCCAGCUUCCACACGGGACCCGCUUGCUCCUCAUCUCCCGUUAAUGGGACAAGAAGUGACAGCACGAUGUACACCGGGGAUGGUCGGCUGUACGGGGGCACCGGAGCGGGAACCGGCGGUGGAGGAGUGGAUGGGGCCUCUGGGUCGACCCAGCAUCAUCAGCAACGUCCACAUCAUCAUCAUCAUCAUCAUGAACAACAACAGCAUCAGCAGACGCACAACGGCUACCAUCCUCAUCCUCAUCUUCACCAAACCCAAAGCUUACAGAGCGGAAUAUUACAGCCCUAUAGUACCGGGAAUAACGGAAACUCUGGGGCCUACGCGGGUCAGGCAUGCGCCACAAACUCGGAGUAUGUUCCCGCGACGGGCCCCACCAACACCGUUCACCCUCAGUACUUCAUGGAUGAGUCUGUGGCCUCCUCUUACUAUCAUCAAUCAACCUUCCCCAGCUCGGCGCCCAGCUACGGGGCCCUGGCCGGAGCCUACUGCGGGCCUCAGGGCGCUCUGGCUGGGUCACAGUACCCGCAGCAGCUCGGCGGGGGUCUGGAUGCAGCGGGCUACUUAGGGCUUCCGCACGGGGGAGGUUACGGGGAACUGCCCGUGUCUCAGGACCGAGAGAGGGGCGAUGAGGAGGGCCAGCAGGCCGGGCAGGGGCAGACCUUCGACUGGAUGAAGGUGAAGAGGAACCCGCCCAAGACAGUCAAAGUGUCGGACUUCGGCCUCGCCGGCGCGCACAACAACGCCAUGCGCACCAACUUCAGCACGCGGCAGCUGACGGAGCUGGAGAAGGAGUUCCACUUCAGCAAGUACCUGACGCGGGCACGGCGCGUGGAGAUCGCCGCCACGCUGGAGCUGAACGAGACGCAGGUGAAGAUCUGGUUCCAGAACAGGCGCAUGAAGCAGAAGAAGCGCGAGCGGGAGGGCGCGUCCGCGUGCACGGCUCGCUCCUCCUCCUCCGGUACCGGCAGCGGCUGCAACAAGGACCUGGAGGACACCGACCACUCCUCCGCGUCCACGUCCCCAGGCGCGUCCCCGAGCUCAGAGACAUAAUGGGAGCCAGUGAGGUGACUGGUGACCUACAGUCUAGUGCUCAGUGAUCCGUUAUUUGAUACAUUCCUCCUGAUGUAGCCUGCUACAUAAAAACUACAGACCAUCAUGCAAAGGAAUCACACCUACCCGUGAGCCCUCAGUAAUCAUGAGUCAGACCACACCCAUCUUCAAACUCAGCUCUCACCUGUAAAGCUGUGAAGUGACGACCACGUGCACUAACACUGUGACAAAGGUGAAAACAAUACCAGUCACACUUUCAUGGCUGGUAAUCACUCCUCUAAUAAUCAGCCCGUCUCCUCUAGCCUUUACUUGAGCUUUAGUUACUGAUCUCCUGCAUGUCCCACAACUUCACCUGGACUUUUUAUAUCCUUAGUUUUCCAUGUAGGUAGAGAGAAGACAUUUAGAUCCAGAAAAAACACAUCAUCUUUUCUUCAUCAAACUCGCUGCCUCUGUGGCUCAAAACGAUUAAUCAGUUGUUUUUUUUAAGGAGAGUAAAAUGGGGUUUUUCCCCAUAUAUAUUUGAAUUAAAGUGACCUACGAAAACAAAACUAUGUUAUAUGGUUGUUGAUGCAGAAUACACUAAUAAAUCAAAUACACUCAGGUCAUAACCUUCACUGUCAGGUGUCACAAGCCAUGAUGGUUGGUAACCGCUGCCUUAAUGGACCCGAGAAGCUGGUGGUAGUUGAUGAAUUAUUCCUGAGCAAAAACCUUAGUUUUGUUUGGGACGGACACGCUGUUUAUUUUGCAGAUUUUUGCCUGAAUUGGGAAGUGGGGAGCUGUUUUUAACAGUAAAACGAUCUACACAGUAUCUGCUGUACAGGGUGUUAAUGGAUCCUUCCACUGUGAUGAUGAUAAGAUGCACUAUGGCGUCUGUAAAUGAUGUCUGAAUUACAGGGUGAUACUUAGUGGUGGCUUUUCACCUGCUUGAUUUGUUGUUGUUUUUUUUCAUUCUGCCAUUUAUUGAGGUGAACACGGACAAAACUAUUGAAUAUAUAAAAAGACAAGCUGUGGUAGAUCCUACACUUAUGAGCCUUAUGAUCAGGAAUACAGGGAAAACAUACUUUUAUCUAAUGUGGUUGUACUGUAGCUGUUUAUGUUCCACUUUAUUAUUUUUGAAUAUUGGAAUGUUUCUAUGUGUAUGUUUGUUCUCUGGCUUUUGCACUAUGUGACUACAGGGAGACGUUCAGACAGAGCUGAUGGUCAGGGUCUUCAAUCGUCCAGGUUUCAUGGUUUCACAUAACUGGGACAAAGAAGCUCGGAAACGCUACAUGAGACAUGGCACAAGGCUGUGAUGCCUUUACAGACACUGGUUGAUUUUGGAUGUGUGUGUAUGUGUGUGUGUGUGUGUUGGUGUGUGUGUGUGUGUGUGUGUGCAGGGGGUCAUGAUUAAAGAAAACUACUGAAGAAAUGCUGAGGCCUGUGAAACACACGCCUCCUUCCUGAGGAGGAAAAGUGGGCGAUUUAUAUUUUACUGCCUGUCCCUUUCCCCGUGAGAAUAAAUUAUUGGAUCCAUUUUAUGUUAUUGAUUGUAGAUUAUGGGAAACAGUGUGUGUAUGAAUGGGGUGUUUCCCCCUCGGGUAAAGUUUUGUUGCUACUGCUGAAGGUCACAAUACUUUAAACCUGACAAAAUUACAAUAUGGAAGUGAUUUUACCCCUAAAUAUGACAAAACCUGACGUCUGCAAAUUCAACAAAUGGUUAAAAAUAUUCAAGGACGUGUCAGAACAUUUCUUCAGUCUGUACUUCACAUAUAUACAGUGGCAAACUACACGUUUCCUUCCUCAAAAACAGACUGUCAUCAUUUAGGAGUAAAUCUCAGGUGUAAUAUUGUCAGCUGAAAUGUUUGGCCUGGACUGUGAACUGUUGUGACUGGUGUUUUUUUUUUUUUUACAAUGUCUGCUGUUUUUAAAUGAGGACAGACUGACUGAGUUUUAUUAGUUCUGCUGCCUUAACACUCCAAUCAUGUUCCUGUCUGUCUUUUUCUACUUCAGCCUACCUCAAGUAAAGAUGAU
This is a messenger RNA of Seriola aureovittata, 3455 nucleotides long. RefSeq names its product homeobox B1a (gene hoxb1a). Bases 243 to 1445 code for a protein of 400 amino acids. The transcript is spliced from 2 exons. Gene Ontology annotation, biological process: regulation of transcription by RNA polymerase II. Lineage: Eukaryota; Metazoa; Chordata; Actinopteri; Carangiformes; Carangidae. Gene Ontology annotation, molecular function: DNA-binding transcription factor activity, RNA polymerase II-specific; RNA polymerase II cis-regulatory region sequence-specific DNA binding. Gene Ontology annotation, cellular component: nucleus. The record is from RefSeq and is a predicted model, not a curated record.